Molecule: messenger RNA, 584 nt
Organism: Leguminivora glycinivorella
Lineage: Eukaryota; Metazoa; Arthropoda; Insecta; Lepidoptera; Tortricidae
Product: selenoprotein M-like
Exons: 2
Coding region: 177-503 (108 amino acids)
Cellular component (GO): endoplasmic reticulum lumen
Molecular function (GO): oxidoreductase activity
Source: RefSeq, a predicted model, not a curated record
UUGCUGUGAUGUGAUUUGAUUCAAAUCAUAAAUUUGAAUCACUUCAGUUCAGUUCAGUCCGAAUUAGGAUUAUAGCAGGCCGAGUGGUGACUUAUCUUGCUAGUGUUCAAAACAUAUUUAUCCGCCGUAAUUUAAUCGGUGUAUAUUUCGUCAACUGUAAAAGUUAUCCUAUAACAAUGAAAACAUUAGCCGUAUUCUGUGCUGUGCUAGCAUUAACAUCCGCUUACGACCAAUCGAACAUCGUAGGGGCCAGGAUAGAGACGUGUCGUGGUUGCUCAUUAAACCGGCUUCCUCAAGUGAAGCAAUUCGUGAUGGAAGACGCGCCUUUAUAUGAAAAAGUAGAAGUAAAGUUCAUCACCGGAGCCGCGCCGGAGGUUGUGCUACUCGGCGAGAACGACCACGAGCUAGAGAGGCUGCCAUUAUCACACCUUGACCGCAAGGAAUGCAACCAACUUCUGGAGGAGAGAGGCUUUGUAAAAACACAGAAGAAAUCCGAGUUCUAAUUUGUAGUUUUGGGUGUGCAAAAAGAUGAUUGAAGAUCACAUCACAAAAGGGAUUUCUUAAUAAGGAAAAGGUAUGUGUGC